Asparagus officinalis (garden asparagus) is the source of this 847-nucleotide messenger RNA. RefSeq lists its product as uncharacterized. The record is from RefSeq and is a predicted model, not a curated record. Lineage: Eukaryota; Viridiplantae; Streptophyta; Magnoliopsida; Asparagales; Asparagaceae. The transcript is spliced from 5 exons. The coding region runs from base 1 to 732 and encodes 243 amino acids.
AUGGGCUGGGAUGAAUCUGCUUGCUUGCCGUCUCUUAAGUAUUGUCUCCUUCAAUCCACUUUGGUUAAGCGACAACGUGCUCUAAGUAGGCCUAGGCAGUCGGCAGUUAGAUCCUACAGGUGGGAUAUCAGGUGGUUUCAUAAAUUUUGGGAAGCCGGCGGUAACUGCAACUUGGCCAUUGCUGCAGCUAGGCUGGGGCUUCAUGUCUUCGCUGUUGGUCAUGUAGGAAAUGAAAUCUAUGGAAGUUUUCUACUUGAUGUUCUUCAAAAUGAAGGCAUUAGUAUGGUUGGAAUGAAUGAGAACAAAGAUCCUGUAGUUGCUAAUAAUAUAUCAUAUGAAACACUUCUCUGUUGGGUUUUAGUUGACCCAUUUCAAAAGCAUGGAUUUUGCAGCCGUGCCGAUUUCAGCAAUGAGCCUGCAUUCAGUUGGAUGACUAGAUUAUCAGGAACAGUUAAAGUAGCUAUUCAGCAGUCAAAGAUCCUUUUUUGCAAUGGUUAUGCAUUUGAUGAACUUUUCCCUGAGUUGAUCACCUCAGCACUUCAUUGUGCUAUCGAUGCUGGAACAGCAGUGUUUUUCGAUCCUGGUCCACGUGGAAGAACUCUUGUUAAUGGGACACCUGAAGAGAAAAAAUCACUGGAACAGUUUCUGAAGCUCAGUGAUGUCCUCCUCUUGACUUUGGAUGAGGCAGCGAGUCCGGCGCACGGAGAGUUGCAGGUUGAUGAGACUUCUUAGUUGUCCAUUUAUCUACUUAUUAUACUUUAUAGUUAUGCAGAACUCCAUAUGUAGUUGAUUAUUUUCAGAUUCUAGAUUGGUAUUUUAGUUUAGAGUUGAGGGUUUUUGUGAGACU